AUGUCUGUCGAGGUGAUCACGACCAUAUCCCCCACAACCGACGAGCCUAUCCUCGUACGCAACGGCAUCUCGGCGACGGAGCUCGAGGAGCUCCCCAAGAAUGCAGUCCAAGCCUUCGAGUCAUGGCGGGCAACCCCGCUGAGCAAACGACAGGAAAUCAUCAAGAGCGCUCUCAAGAUCCUCGACAAAAAGAAGGAUGAGCUGGCCACAGAGCUCACCGUCCAGAUGGGCCGUCCCAUUGCCUACACAGCCAAGGAAAUUGCCACGGCCAUCAAGAGGUCAGAGUAUCUCCUCAAGAUUAGCGACGAGGUUCUGCAGGAUACGCCGGGAGAGGCAGAGAAGGGCUUCAGGAGGUUUAUCCGCAAAGUUCCCGUGGGGCCCGUCCUCAUCAUCUUUGCCUGGAACUAUCCAUAUUUAAUCCUCGUCAAUGCCUUGAUACCAGCACUCCUGUGCGGCAACUCGGUCAUCCUCAAGCCCUCUCCUCAGACGCCCACCGUCGUCGAGCAGGUAGCCAAAGCCUUCACAGAGGCGGGAUUGCCCAACGGGGUGAUACAAUACUUCCACUCCGGCUCGCCCACUAUCAUCGAGUCCAUUGUCCGAAAUCCCAAGGUCGCCCUGGUCUGUUUCACCGGCUCAGUAGCAGGCGGUUUGGCCGUUCAAGGCGCUGCGUCAGAUCGCAUCGUCAAUGUCGGCUUGGAGCUUGGGGGAAAAGACCCCGCAUAUGUUCGUGGAGAUGUCGACAUUGCAUGGGCAGCCGAAGAAAUCGUUGACGGCGCUGUUUUCAACUCGGGACAAAGCUGCUGCUCCAUCGAGCGCGUUUAUGUGGAUGAAACGAUCCAUGAUGAAUUCAUCUCUGCUGUCCAAAACGUUCUCAAGGGAUACAAGCUCGGGGAUCCCCUUGACAAAGACACGCACCUCGGUCCAGUAAUCUCAAAGCGGUCAAAGGAAACCAUUCACACCCACAUCAAGGACGCAUUGGACAAGGGUGCGACUGACGCCACGCCCGCGAACGACACGUUCACUAAUCUUCCUGAGCGAGGGAACUUCGUUGCACCGACCCUGCUUAUAAACGUGGACCAUAAUAUGACAGUCAUGAAAGACGAAACCUUUGGACCCGUCAUUCCGGUCAUGAAGGUGAAGAGUGACGAGGAGGCAGUGAGGCUAAUGAAUGACAGCGAAUUUGGCUUGACAGCUAGCAUAUGGACAAAAGACACGGAGAAGGGCUAUGAGUUGUGCAAUGAAAUUGAGGCCGGUACCGUUUUCGUCAAUCGUUGCGAUUUCCCCAGUCCGGAUCUGGCUUGGACAGGGUGGAAGAACUCCGGAAAAGGCGUUACUCUAAGCAGAUAUGGUUUUGACCAGUUUGUCAAGCUAAAGAGCUAUCAUUUGAAGGCCUACCCUAAAUAG
Molecule: messenger RNA, 1404 nt
Organism: Canariomyces notabilis
Lineage: Eukaryota; Fungi; Ascomycota; Sordariomycetes; Sordariales; Chaetomiaceae
Product: aldehyde dehydrogenase
Exons: 3
Coding region: 1-1404 (467 amino acids)
Molecular function (GO): oxidoreductase activity, acting on the aldehyde or oxo group of donors, NAD or NADP as acceptor
Source: RefSeq, a predicted model, not a curated record